AUGCGAAUAUCUGGCCACGCCGGUCCGAGGAACAUGGCAAUGACUGUUUCCCAAAAUACAGUGGCGGCGACAACGGAGAGGGAGGGCCACGCAGCAGGCAGCACAGUGCGGGUCUGGGCGUGGAUUCGUAUUUGGUGCCGUGGUGGUUACUGUGCGGGGCCCAAGACGGCAAUGGGGCCCCCGUCCCCAAAACCCAAGCGUGCGGAGACAAGUACUUUAUCCGUAAGUGUAGGGCAGGCUCGGACGGACCACGCUGAGCCAUGCUUCCAGCAGUUUCCAGCGCAAGGGGCGCCACAAGUGCUCUCUCUCUGCCCACAGCCGCAAAAGGGCCACUUGGUAACAUCAGCACAGGCAUACAUCGUCAGGUGUUGGGUAAUCGAGCACGGAGGUGCUGGAAAGACUACCGGCCGGAGUGAACGGUCGUCGGUGGAGCCGAGAAACGGUAUCUGA
Molecule: messenger RNA, 450 nt
Organism: Beauveria bassiana ARSEF 2860
Lineage: Eukaryota; Fungi; Ascomycota; Sordariomycetes; Hypocreales; Cordycipitaceae
Exons: 4
Coding region: 1-450 (149 amino acids)
Source: RefSeq, a predicted model, not a curated record